Nanorana parkeri is the source of this 1541-nucleotide messenger RNA. RefSeq names its product receptor-interacting serine/threonine-protein kinase 2-like. The transcript is spliced from 11 exons. The record is from RefSeq and is a predicted model, not a curated record. Lineage: Eukaryota; Metazoa; Chordata; Amphibia; Anura; Dicroglossidae. Gene Ontology annotation, molecular function: ATP binding; protein kinase activity. Gene Ontology annotation, biological process: protein phosphorylation; regulation of apoptotic process. The coding region runs from base 57 to 1541 and encodes 494 amino acids.
UUACAGUUGCGUAUUCCAUAGUGUCCUCUGCUGUAUGCAGAGACCUGCUGUCAGACAUGUCUUUGUCCCGAAUAAGUCAAGACGAUUUGAAGAGCUACUCUGUAGUGGACACAAGCACAGAGAAAGUCUAUCAAUCCACCUAUGGACCCACACAUUCCCGUGUCUUAAUAAAACUUUUGUCUUUGUCUGGUCUUAAUGAUGGGGGUCGACAAGAGUUCUUCAACCAUAUCGAGUACAUCAACAAGAUAAAAUCAGAACAUGUGACGCAAAUAGUGGGAAUAUAUCGGACACCAAAUACAUUGGGUAUUGUAACAGAAUGGAUGCCAAAUGGAUCCCUUCACUCUCUUAUUUACCAGCGCGAUUUAUAUCCUGUGCUUCCAUUGAGUGUUUGUAUCAGGAUCCUGACAUCUGUCGCUGAGGGUUUGACCUUCUUACACAACCUUUACCCUACUAUAAUGCACCAACGCCUGAAGCCCUGCAAUAUACUUUUGGAUGCCCAGUAUCAUGCAAAGCUUUCAGAUGUCCAAUUACCAAACUUACCAAAGCUUACAGUUUCUUCGGACCUUGAUGAUAAUGCACACAGAGUCUAUAUGUCACCUCAGAGACUACAGGGACAUGAGCCAACCACAGCAGAUGACAUUUACAGCUUAGGGAUCAUGAUUCAAGAACUUCUGAGCAGGAAAUGUCCACUCCAGGAUAUAAACUCUUUAAAAUGGGAUACAUUAGUACUGAGAGGUCACAGGCCACAGCCAAGCAUCAACGACCUUUUAAAAAACAGCAAUCUCUCGCAGAGCCAACGCCAGCACCUAAGUCAGUUCAUCAACCUGUGCUGGCAUGACAACCCCGCCAUGAGACCAACAGCCACUGAAUGUCUGUCCAAUCUGCGUCACAUUCUGCAGACUUUUUCUGUUGAGGAGAGUAAGCGUGAAAUGGAUAAUUUUGUUAAUAAAAAGGAGAUGGCAAUGCAGGACUCCCAGUCCCAGACACGCACAGUGGAAUUUCACAUCAGAUACCUAGACGAUAGCUGGUUAACAAGCAAUAGGAAUAGAACUCAGAGUGCACCUGAGGAGGCCCUUGAAGUAUCAUCAUUUUGUUCUGGCAAAAAAGAAAAACGCAGUGCCAGCCUUCCAGUUACAAGUGCUAGUAAUGGUUGUCAUAUGCCUACAAUGGGACCUCAUCCAACAACAGCAUGGAACUAUGGGGUCAGUUGGACACAUGUGGAGCCAGCAGAUCAUUCCACCCGUCCUCAACUUUUCCAGUGUAGAAAUUGUGUUGAAACCCUGAGGAAAAGCCGAGAGGUUUUGUUAAGCCGCAUCACAGAAGGGCAUCUUAACCAACUUAUGGACACCAUGAGGUCCAAACUUGUGCUAUCCAAAGAUGAUGCAGAAAAUAUUAAUGCAGAACAAACUCUGAAAGCCAAAAUAAGGAAAUGCAUUGAAACCUGCUGCGAAAAGGGAGCAGAGGCCUCUCGGAUGGCUUUGGACAGUUUCCUCCCCCGAAAAAUCAUUCAUGUGCAUCCUACAAAGCCAGUCCGGCAAUAG